AAGCUAGGCGGGCCCGGCUGCAGCAGGGAAGUGCCCGGUGGCAGGCAGUGGCGCGGUGUGAGUGAUCGGUGCUCCCGCUGCUGCCCAUCACCCAGUGCCCAGCCGCUGGACACAGGGACCCGAGAGCUAUGUUACUGGCACUCCGCCUGCCUGCCACCAGGGACCACAUGCACUGCCCACCUGCGGUUGGAUGUGCGAUGUGAGGAGGGAUAUCUGCGCUUUCAGUUUCCCCGGACACAAAGAUCAGCGGGCACCUCUCCUCUCUCCCCCACGGGGUCAUUCCCGAUAAGAAAUCUAUCGUCUCCGGAGUUGCUGAUUGCUAUGCCAGUGCGUGCGUGUCAUACUACACAGUAGUCCUCUUUGCAAGCUUUGUUUUUCUAGUUGCUGCCCACCAGAUACGCUUCGUUUACCCAUCGCUGGAUUGUGAGUAGAAGCUUGUGUUGGGGUUUCAAAACCAUCUAAGUAUAAAGGCUUUAUAUAGUGAGAGGAGAAGAGGGAGACUGUACAUUUUCACAGUAUAUAUCACCUCUUAUUGAAAAAGAGGUAACAGAAUGAUGAUGACCAGCACUACCACUGAUCAUGUGAAAAUGGAGCCCCCAUUUUAUCACGAGGAUACCCUGAAUUUGCAGGAUUUUACUCAGAUUGCAGGAUAUAGUGGCAGUUCUCCAGGGGAUACCCCGGGAACUCACCAAGUUAGUGGAGGAGAGACUAGGGUCAGGUACACCCCAGAGCACAAACUGAUGAGUGCCAACAUUAUCAUCCAAACUAGCAACCUUAAAAAGAAAAGUAUGGUUGCUGUUACAGCAGCCUCUGUUCCACCUGCUGUCAUGCCUGUCGGAUUCUCUGAAGUAAUUACUCAUGGCAGUGAUGUACUGAAACUGAUGCAGAAUGGGACUGGUGGGCUGGGCAAUUCUUCUGGGAGCAUUCGUGAAGUGGUGGUUGGGAAUAACCUUAAUCCAGUGCCAGCUACAGGAGAAGUCGGUACAGUUGUGGUAGUAGCAGGAAACAGUACUGCUAGCAGUAACAACAGUGCAACCACUUCAUUGGAUGUUUCUCUGCUCCCUUCAGCUUCAUCUGCUGCUUUGAACCUGCUUAAGCUUUCUCCUCCAGAACUGGAACACCUCCUAAUCCAGGCUGCCAACCCUGGUCUUUCUGCCACAACCAGCAACAAUACCAGUCCUGCUUCUGCACAGCCACAGCAGGGAACUCCUGUCUCUGCUACCACAGUACCACAUCCCUUUCUUUACCGCAACCAGCAUGCCAUCACACAAGAACAGGAAGGCUUUGCAGAUGGCUUUGUAAAGGCUUUGGCUGACCUACACAAACAGAACCAGUUACUGGGAGCACCUAUUUCACCUUCUACUCUUGCUACAGGUUCUCCUGCUUACCCAGCUCGCUCUCUUCAUCCAGCCGGGGAGGUUCCAGUCUAUACCAACCUCAGUAGUUUUAACCCAGCUGCAGCUGUUACACAGCUUAGCCCUCCUCUUCCGCAACCUUCCCCUGCUGGCUCCUAUACUGGUAAUUCUGCCAGUAGCACACCCGCAGUACAGCUCCACUUCCCGGGGCUCAAUCGUUUGCAUGCGGUGAGGGGUCCUCUAGAUGAGCCACAAACAGUACCUGACGUGUCACAGUCCGGUGCUCCAGCUGGUGGUGGAGGAGAUGUAAGUACACCACCAUCACUGUCCCCAAUUGAUUUGGAGACUCAGGAGCGGAUCAAGGCAGAGAGGAAGAGGCUGAGGAACAGAAUUGCUGCCUCUAAGUGCCGUAAAAGAAAGUUGGAACGCAUUGCACGUCUGGAGGAGAAGGUGAAGGUGCUCAAGUCCCAAAACUCUGACCUGGCUUCUACUGCCAGUCUCCUACGAGAGCAAGUAUCUCAGCUCAAGCAUAAGGUCAUGAGCCACGUCACAAGUGGCUGUCAAAUAGCUGUUGCCAAAACAUCACCAGCCUCCAAGACAGGAGACAGCUCAGUCUGCUGAAAGGGUUACAAAGUGUUCUAAUCUAUGUUGUUAUAACAAAGGCGGUGACUUCUACAGUAUGUAGAGACUGCAGAACAAGCCUUGAGAACCUGGGUUGCAACAUUUCUUUCAUGUGGCUGUCUUGCCUUGCUUUUUAGCCAAUCUUUCUUUUCUAAGGCAAGCAGUUUUGUGGAAAAUGUAGGGAACAAUAAGUGAAGAGCUAAGAGGUGGCAGAAUUGCACACAGAAAGUGCAUAUGUGCCUGGGAAACAAGUCUGUCGGCCAAUUACCCUCUGGUCUGGAACCUCAAGGAUUGUUGAUGUGAUUACAUCAAUGUUGCAGUGUGGUAAAAGGAGCUUUAUUUUUCCCAUAGUAUUGCACUUUGUUAGAGGAAGGGAAGCAUGCAAUACUGUUUGCUGUAAAAUUAUCUGAAAGGAUUAUAAUUAUUUUUCAAGACCGUAGAGUGACAUUGAGCUACGAAUGAGCUUACAAAACGCCUCCCUCCACCCAGCCUUUAUUUAACUUGCUGGACUUGUUUGGAUGUGUUGCUUCACAAACAGAGCAUAUUCUGUAUUGUAUACAACAGUGAAAGGGAUAACAAUGCCUGUUUACCUGGAUAUCAGAGGGUCAUUACAUUUAGUUGUUGAGGAACAAUAUUCAGUGCAUUUGUGACUGGAAUGUAAAUAGAAAUAUAGUUUAUACAAAAUUUAUUUUUUAUUGUCCAGUGCCAAAACUUUCUGGUUCGGUUGAAAGAAAUCUUAUUACAUAGAAGUUUCUAGAAAGGGACAUAAUGUGUUAAUUCUUCAAAGUAAAUUACUCACAUUUAUCAGGUUUUAAUGUAUAAUGACUUUUUAUAAGUGGUACUUUGUGAAUUUUUAAUUUGUGAAUUUUUAUUUAAAUGCCUUCACAAUGAAAAAAGAAAACCCGGAAGAUAUUGUAUGUCACAAGACAACCCCCCCUCCCCACCCAAGACACUGAAACGUUCUGCUGCUUCUUUUUGUACAGAAUUUGAAACGGCAGUUUCCAAAGCACUUGGUAAAAUCUCCUCCAAUUCAAAGAAAUACAUGAUAAAGUGUGACAUAAAAGUUCUGGACGUCUCCUAAGGCAGUGAUAAAAGUGCUUUGGAUGUUUGAAAUAAAACAUUGCUUCCAGAAGAUAUGUUAUACUAUUCCCCCCCCACCCCUCGUCAGCCCUCCAUCCCAUCUUUACACCAUUGAUACAAGUACAGGGAAACAAACAUCAAUGAAGUUAAUGUAACAUACUGUAUAAAGAAAGAAAGAAAAAAUUCUGCUUAACAUGUAGAUCCAGUCCUGGUUAAAUGUAAGUGGAUAUGCACUUAAGACACUGAGCUGAGCUACUAAACAGUUUAGUGAGAGCUCACAUAUUUUUUUAAAAUUGUUUUUGAAAAUGUCAAGUAUUUAAAAGUCAUGAAACAAUAUAUGACCAUAAUGUGCUUAGACUGAGAUCUAUAUUUUAUUUAUUGCACUUGGUCUUAAGCAAGACAUUAAGUAUUGUUAUGUCUUAUGUUUUCUGGAUAUUGCACUAAGUUCUAAAUGUAUUUUUAUAUAGUUUAUUGAUGUAUUUUACAUGCAACUUAUUUAACAUUUAUUUAAUUUACUAAAAGUGUAGACUAUUGUGCUUAUAUCAUCCAUGAGUUAAAUAUGGAUAUAAAACUCUUAUAGCACAUAGUCUUGAUAUCAGAAAUCUAUUUAAAAAUAGGAAAAGCUUUGUGCAUAAGCUAUAAAAGUUUACUUUUAAAAUGUAUGCAGAUACAGUCCAGUCAUGAGUUUAUAAUAUUGUGCUAUGCUUUAUCCAAAUUAUGUAGACUAGACUAGUUUUAAUUUUCUUUUAGCUUUUAGCCUUAAGUAGUGGGUCUUAACCUUUUGGUUGGUACUCUGAACAUGAGUCAUUAUGAUACUCUUGUCACCAAACCUAACGUGUACCAACUAAUGUACCCUUUACUAACCAUGAUUUAGUGUGAUUAAGUUGCAUAAGUCUUUUUUUCCCUAUACUUUCUAUUGUUUGACAAGUUAUUAAUAGAGUUAAGGAAUUAAAGACUGAGCAAUGAGUUCCAUAAUGAAAUAAAGAUAUAAGUUGGGUCCUGGCCACAAAAGGUUGAGAUUCUCUGAUAUAAACUAAAAUUAAAAGUUUCUUUUUUAUACAUCACAUCUAAACACUCUAAAAUCUGAUACAUAUUUGUCAAUUUUUGUAUGGUAUAUAUUUAUUUUCUGAAUAUAAAUGUAAGUGUAUUUUUGCUAAAAUUUGAAAUGUGUAUAUACAAACCUAUUUGGUUGUUGCACAUUGUAUUCAAUCUGCAAUUCAGACAAAUACCUGUAGAAUAAGGGGGAAAAAUGCAUUCAUUUUAAGUUGUAUGUUAAAUAUUUAGUUUUUGUGACUUCGCUUUAAGUUGUGCUUAUUUUCCCUUCAUGCUAUGAUAAUUGAGAUUCUAUUUAUUUAUUGAAACUUGACGUCUCUAAAUCUUCUAUUUUUGUAAGAAACUGUUUGAAAGAGGCAUGUUUGUAAGUUUGUAUGUCUCUUUCUUAAUGUGUACAUUCCAGCUGUAUGUGGUAUUUAAAUCACGUAUCAGUGCAUUGAAAAGUGACACGUUAAGGGCUUACAACUUUUAUUUGGAUCAUGUUAAUGUUUCACAGUAGGUGUCUGAAAAAUAUGGAUUUUUUUUCACUGAAAGUUUGAUGACAUUUAAAGUAGUCAUCUAGAGUAUGGCGGUCAUUUAAAAGCCUUGCAACACAUUUGUGUCUCUCCUUUGAGAGAUUAUCAUGUAGACAAUUUAAUAAUUUAAAUGUGAAAACUUUAUUAUAUUACACAAACAAAGGGAAGUUGGACAUGGUUUUCUUUCUUGAUGCAAAAGGUUAUGGCACAGUGGUGUUCAGAAGGAAAGUUUGUGUAUUUGAUGUUAUUUCUAUUAUGGACAUUUGUUACAGUGGCUUGUGAUACUUUCCAUACCAAAAUUCCCACACCAUACCAUAUAAUGUUUACCUAUAUUGUAAUUAUAUUGUGAAAAACCAGUGAGUGAAAUCCAUAUUUUAAUGUAGUAGAUGUGAGCAAUGUUUUUGGAACUUGUGUUGUACUAAAGACAAGUGUUUGGGCUUGUAAACUUCUACCCCACGCUUUUCUGUAGUAUCAAAAUUUACUUAAGAAGCAGUAUUUCAGUUCCUUUUUACAGGUAGGUGUUUCAGUCCUAUUAAGUUUUUAGUAGCUUUUGUGAUAGUGGAUUUUGGAAGGUAGUGUACAAAGUUAUGUGUGUUUGUGAGGCAAAGUGGUGCGUCAUAGUCGGGGAAUUAUGUGGUACAAUCAUUAGUAACGGGAAUUUAGCCAUUGUGUAUGUCAUUCCUGUAUCUCUGCUUCUCACAGGCUUGAGAGAACUCGUAAAGAAGUGGAGUAUAAUAGUACUGCAGACUUGCUUUGUGUGCUCUUCAUCUGACAGCUGCAGAAAUAAAGCAAUGGAUCAAUGUAAUGUUUUUUCCUAAUUAUUAUUAUUAUUCUUUUUAUUACAAGAUGUAAUAAUAAUAGACUUUCCUUAAAAUUAGAAUUGAUUAGUACUAUUUUGUAACUACUUUUUUAUGUUGCUAUGAUCCAUUCUUGUUUUCUUAAAUUUUUUGCUUUACAAAAUGACUGUUUCUAGAAAUGGGAGUAGUUUUAAUGAUGGUAGUUUUAAAAUAGCGUUUUAACCAUUUCAUUUUCAUGGCACCUGGUCUCUGGUGCCUAUAGACUCACUGUUGACAUUGUGAGUGUAUACAUCCAGACCGUAUCACGUUAUAGCUACUUCCUUAAAUGGCACCAAUUCCACUGAUUUGGAAACCGUCUGUCUUCAGGAGGACCACAGUCCUGCUAUUAUAUGUACAUUUGAUCUUGAGUAAAAUCUUUGCCUGUAGUCAUUGUUGCCCACAGAAGUCAUUUUGUUUGUUUACACUUCUUUUACAAAGAAUAAUUCCUGGCGCUACAUGGUCGGUGUGCCAAUCCAUUAUGGUUGGGUUUCUGCAGAAGAAAGCUAGUAAUUUCUUGAGCUACAGAACCAGAUAUGUUAGUACCGUUUAUAGUUUGUAACCAACAUCACUAAGCGUCAUUUGUAUGGAUUCAGUAUGAUAUUCCGAUAGAUGGGAUGCCGGCGAUUAGAAUACCGACAGCGACAUCCCGACCAUCAGAAUCCCAACAGCCCCCCAGAAAUUACUGUAACCCUCACCUAUUCCCUAACUUAACUUUCCCUUGUGGGUGCCUAACCCUCCCCGGUGGUGCCUAAACCUAACCCUCCCUUCCCCGCUGCCUAAACCUAACCCUCCCUGCUUGGUGCCUAACCCUAACCCCCACUCUCCGGUUCCUAACCAUACCCGUCCCUGCACCCCAACCCUCCUUCUAAUGCCUAAACCUAACCUAUCACCUCCCGUAGCAGGAUGUGAACGCAUCCCGCUGAAAGAACAAUCCGUAUUCUGGGCGUCGGUAUUGACGUCGGCAUCCUGACCUUCGUGGGGAUUUAGACGCCGGUCUUAUUGAGUCCUUCGUGAUUCCGGCAUCGGUAUUUCGACUGCCGAGAUCCCGUCCUUUGGUAAAGUAACUACAUCCCAUUUGUAUAUGAUAAGCCCUCAAUGUACUGUAGUCCUUAUUGUCACUGCCACACAUUAAGUAUCCCUAUUUAUUUCUAUUGUAUGCAGUAAACCUCAAAUUGAAAACUGAUAGUGUUUCCGGAAAUUUAUUAUUUAGAAAUCAGUAUUAAAUAGCUUGCCAGCUACUCCUUUACUGGAGCACUAUAACAAGUGAGUAUUCAUAAGCCUGAUAGAGUUCUAUGCACUGCCGAUAUUUACAGAGUUGAGCGAUUAUCGUCCAACUGUGCGCACAUAUAUGUCUCUGGAUCUUUUCGCAAAAGAACCGUUUGCGGGAGAUAAUGGGCAUGUCACGGAUGUUUUCAAGGUGUGCCUCAGACUGUGAUCCUGUAUACAUAAAGCAUGGUGCAAGCGUCUCAGCUCCUGCGGCCAUUCUGCGUGACCAUAGUAUAACUUAGAAUUGCGACAAUUGAAUGAUCUGCAACCGAUUAUUGCAUCUUUAUACGCUGGUACUUGGAUCUGAGAAGCUGUCUGAGGGCGUCUUUGUACUAAUCCUGACGGCUUAAGACCUUGGUAUAUCUUCACACAGUAACUGGAGCAGGAGAUUGCAAGUGAAAUUGUUGACAAAAAGUGUAUAUUAUAUUAUAUAUAUAUAUAUAUAUAUAUAUAUAUUCAAUUCAAUAUAAGGAAGGCAC
Molecule: messenger RNA, 7205 nt
Organism: Pseudophryne corroboree (corroboree frog)
Lineage: Eukaryota; Metazoa; Chordata; Amphibia; Anura; Myobatrachidae
Product: transcription factor Jun-like
Exons: 2
Coding region: 552-1976 (474 amino acids)
Biological process (GO): regulation of transcription by RNA polymerase II; regulation of cell cycle; regulation of cell population proliferation
Cellular component (GO): transcription regulator complex
Molecular function (GO): DNA-binding transcription factor activity, RNA polymerase II-specific; transcription factor binding; RNA polymerase II cis-regulatory region sequence-specific DNA binding
Source: RefSeq, a predicted model, not a curated record